Molecule: messenger RNA, 5958 nt
Organism: Ciona intestinalis (vase tunicate)
Lineage: Eukaryota; Metazoa; Chordata; Ascidiacea; Phlebobranchia; Cionidae
Source: RefSeq, a predicted model, not a curated record
AGAAAUAAAUCAUGGAUGAAUUAGAAAAGCUUGAAUAUUUGUCCCUGGUGUCUAAAGUAUGCACGGAGCUCGACAAUCAUCUUGGAAUGAACGAUAAAGAUCUUGCAGAGUUUAUUAUUUCUAUUGCUGACAAACACCCAUCCCUGCCCAAGUUCUCUAAAGUUUUGAAGAAAAAAGGGGCAGAGUUUCCGGAGACUUUCACCAAAAAUUUACUCUCUCUCAUUCAGAGAAUGCGGCCUCCAAAAAAGAAAAAAGGCAAAGAAGGAGAAGAGAUUCUCGUUGAAACGGACGACGGAAGAGGGAAAUAUAAACUCAUGUUCCCGGCUCUGUGUCGUGCGGACGACGCUCCUGUUCUUCCUGAGCCUCCAAAGAUAACAGAAGUGGACACCAAGGAUGCAGAAGACACAAUGAACGAGUUGGAGAACCUCCUCGCUCCUAGAGAAGAGAGGAAAAAGGGAAGAGGCGGUUCCCCGCAUCGAUCCAGGGAUCGGGAGAGAGAAUCUUCUACAAGGAGAUCCAGGCAUGAUAGAGAUGAUUCAAGGUCACGUCGUGAUCGUUCCAGAUCUCCACAUUCUAAAAGAUCCAGAGAUGAUCGGAGAAGAGAUGGAAGAGAUCACUCAAGAUCUAGAAGGAGAUCCCCAUCAUCUAGGAGGAGAACCCCAUCACCUGAGAGAUCCAGGAGGCAAAUACCAGAGGAGCCGACUCCAGGAGACAUUUUCGAAGGGAGAGUGACUUCUAUCAUGCAGUUUGGAUGUUUUGUUCAACUUGAAGGGUUAAGAAAAAGGAUUGAGGGUUUGGUUCAUAUAUCGGAGCUGAGGGCUGAAGGGAGGGUCUCACAAGUAUCUGAUGUUGUAAAAAGAGGACAGAAAUGUAAAGUUAAAGUGAUCAGUUUUACUGGAACCAAGACCAGCCUCACAAUGAAGGAUGUAGAUCAGAUAACUGGGGAGGAUUUGAAUCCCGGGAGAACCUCUAGGAUGAAGAAGCCUAAGAUCAAAGAUGAGGAGUUAAUUGGGAGGAACCCGGAUCGUCCAAGUGAUCUUCAGGUCUCGGAUGUCCAGGAUAGAUCAGAUUCUCCCAAGAGGAUAAAUAAGAUGUCUGAUAUGGAAAGAUGGGAGAUCAAACAGAUGGUGUCUGCAGGUUGUAUGGAUGUAACUGAACUUCCUGAGUUUGAUGAGGAGAGCGGCGUCCUCCCGAAGGCUGAUAGCGAUAACGAGGAUCUUGAGAUUGAAUUAGUUGAAGAGGAACCUCCGUUUUUGAACGGGCAUACCAACCAGAGCAUUGACCUUAGCCCUGUGAGGAUUGUUAAGAAUCCUGAUGGAUCCUUAUCCAAAGCAGCCAUGAUGCAAGGCGCUCUUGCUAAAGAGAGGAAAGAGAUCAAACAACAGCAGCGAGAAGCGGAGUUAGAAUCAGAGCCAACCACCUCAACUAAGAGCUGGAUUGACCCGAUGCCGAAGGAAGAGAAUCCAGCCGCUUCUACUUCUAAAAGUGUGAGCAUGAUACAGGGUGAUAUACCUGAGUGGAAGAAGCAUGCUUUUGGUGGAGCAAAGGCUUCUUAUGGGAAGAAGACGGAGUUAACGAUCAUUGAACAGAGGCAGAGUCUUCCUAUUUAUAAAUUAAAGGAGCAAUUAGUUCAAGCUAUUCAUGAUAAUCAAGUUUUGAUCGUUAUCGGUGAAACUGGGUCGGGAAAGACAACACAAAUCACUCAAUAUAUUGCAGAAGCUGGUUACACUGUGCGGGGUAAGAUUGGUUGCACGCAGCCGAGAAGGGUUGCUGCUAUGUCUGUUGCUAAAAGAGUUUCUGAAGAAUUUGGUUGCAGACUUGGACAAGAGGUUGGGUAUACCAUUCGGUUUGAAGAUUGCACAAGCCAGGAAACAAAGAUUAAAUACAUGACUGAAGGUAUGAUGUUGAGGGAAUGUUUGAUUGACUUCGAAUUAAACCAAUACUCAGUUAUUAUGUUGGAUGAGGCUCAUGAACGUACUGUUCAAACUGAUGUCCUGUUUGGGCUUGUGAAGAAAUACGUUCAGUCCCGGAAAGAUUUGAAAUUAAUCGUAACUUCAGCAACAUUGGAUGCCGUUAAGUUUUCAGAGUAUUUCUUCGGCGCGCCUAUUUUCACAAUUCCUGGUCGCACGUUCCCAGUCGAGAUUAUGUACACUAAAGACCCUGAACCGGAUUAUUUAGACGCGUCCAUGAUCACAGUGAUGCAGAUCCAUCUUACCGAACCUCCAGGUGAUAUCUUGCUCUUCUUAACUGGACAGGAGGAGAUCGAUACAUCAUGCGAGAUCCUUUUUGAAAGGAUGAAGUCCUUAGGUCCGGAGGUACCGGAGCUUAUCAUCCUCCCUGUUUACUCCGCUCUUCCAUCCGAGAUGCAAACGAGGAUCUUUGAUCCUGCUCCUCCCGGGAGUAGGAAGGUUGUCAUAGCAACCAACAUUGCCGAGACUUCUCUCACAAUAGACGGAAUAUAUUACGUGGUUGAUCCUGGUUUUGUGAAGCAGAAUGUUUACAACAGUAAGACAGGAAUUGAUCAGCUCGUGGUCACGCCUAUAUCGCAAGCACAAGCAAAACAACGUGCAGGUCGUGCUGGACGUACAGGGCCAGGUAAAUGUUAUCGAUUAUAUACAGAGCGUGCAUAUAGAGAUGAAAUGCUUGCAACUGCAGUACCAGAGUUACAACGGACUAAUCUAACAGCAACUGUCUUAUCUUUAAAAGCAAUGGGGAUAAAUGAUCUUCUGUCUUUUGACUUCAUGGACCCCCCGCCCAUGGAGACUUUGGUUACAGCUAUGGAACAACUUUACCAGUUAAGCGCUUUGGAUGAUGAAGGGUUAUUGACAAGGUUGGGUAGAAGAAUGGCUGAGUUUCCACUAGAACCCAUGCUAUGUAAGAUGUUAAUUAUGUCAGUUCAUCUUGGUUGUAGUGAUGAGAUACUCACUGUGGUUUCAAUGCUGUCUGUACAGAAUGUGUUUUAUCGGCCAAAAGAUAAACAAGCGUUGGCGGAUCAGAAAAAAGCAAAGUUUCAUCAAACGGAAGGAGACCAGUUGACUCUGCUUGCUGUGUAUAAUUCCUGGAAAAAUAAUAAGUUUAGUAACCCCUGGUGUUAUGAGAACUUUAUCCAAGCUCGUACGCUUAGGAGAGCACAAGAUGUUCGGAAACAAAUGUUGGGGAUUAUGGAUCGCCAUAAACUUGAUGUCGUGACUUGUGGAAAAAACACUGCUAAGAUACAGAAAGCGAUUUGCAGCGGGUACUUUAGAAACGCAGCGAAAAAAGACCCACAAGAAGGUUAUAGGACUCUUGUUGACCAACAGGUUGUUUAUAUACAUCCUAGCAGUGCUUUGUUCAACAGGCAGCCAGAAUGGAUUAUAUAUCAUGAGUUAGUGUUAACCACCAAGGAAUACAUGCGUGAAGUUACAGCAAUUGAUCCAAAAUGGUUGGUUGAGUUCGCACCGAAGUUUUUCAAGAUGGGAGACCCGACCAAGCUAAGUAAGCAGAAGAAACAGCUGAAGUUGGAGCCACUUUAUAACAGAUAUGAAGAACCAAACUCAUGGAGAAUAUCAAGGGCGUACAGGAGAAGAUAGUUCAAUUUAAACUUCAUAAAAACUCAUGCUUUUCAAUUCUUUUUUUAUAAAGACUAGUCGCCUUUUUGGUCAAUUUUGUAAAACUUUUUAAUGAAUUGAACAUUUUUCAUAAUGUUUAAAGACAGUAUCGAACUAUAUAUAAUUAAUUUUCUGAAAUAACAAUUUAAGUUUUGUGUAUUGGAUUAAACAGUGAUACAUUUUGCUAGUUUUCGCCAAAAUUUUAAUCAAGAAAGCAAAAUUUCAUAAAUAUUUUGACUUUAAUCUAACUCUUGUGUUCCAAAUGUUUGUAUUUUUCCAGUACAAACACAAAGAUAUCUUGUUAUUUUCUACUUUUAAGCUCCUAAAGCUAAACACUCAAUCAUACACCCUGUUUUGAAGUAAAGAAACACGAAUAUUACAUGCCGUUUCCAUAUAUAAACAUCAUGUUCCAUUUAAACCAAUCUACCAAUCGCAUUUCAUUUUUUCUAAAACUUCUGAAUUGGUCAGUUUAUGCCACCCUAUUCAAACCAUUGACCACAAUUGUGCUUAAACUUUUUAGGUUCUUUAGUUGCUAGAAUGCGCAAGAGUUUGCUGCAGAGGAUUAUUUUCCUUUGCCUGUUUGUGUGUGUAAGUGUAUGGUUCCUGUUAUGGAACCAAUCAAACAAAAGUAAUGAGAUCAACAUGGAGAUGAGACAGAAACUUGUGCACGAUCUGAAUUAUAAAAUAAACGAGAUGUCGAAGCUAGUAGCCGAUAACAAAUCGUUUCUUGAUAAACUACAAGACAUGAGUGUAAGAAUACAACAUGAACAACAACAUAAACCAACAAGCACAACUAAAAGAACAACAACAACAAAAAGAACAACAACGAAGAAAACAGAUACAAAACUGAUAAUACCAAUUGUAGUGUUUGCUUUCAAUCGACCCUCCGUGUCACAAUGCCUCGAUCUUCUCGUUAAAUACCAACCACAAGGGGGCAGUGUAAGCUUCCCGGUUGUUGUAAGUCAAGACGGAAACGAUAUUGCAACUUCCAAGGUUAUUCAGGGAUAUAAUGAUACGCAUAAGAUAUCCAACUACAUUCGUCACCCUGAUCCAGGAGAAAGUUUGAUUCCUCCAAAGCAUAGGGGAGGUCUAAGGGGUUACUACAAGUUAUCCAUGCAUUAUAAAUGGGCUAUCACACAGGUGUUCUCCUUGUUCCCUUCCUCUGAUUCGAUCCUCAUCCUUGAAGACGACCUGGAGGUUGCUCCGGACUUCUUUUCCUACUUCUCCUCCAUGCACAACCUCCUCCUGCGUGACCCAUCAAUCCUCUGCAUCUCCGCUUGGAACGAUAAUGGGAAGACGGGGCAAAUCGAUACAGGAGGGGAGAAGAUGGUUUAUCGAUCGGAUUUCUUUCCAGGGCUUGGAUGGUUAUUGAAGAGAAGCACUUGGGACGAGUUGGAACCAAAAAUGGCCGCUGGCUUUCUGGGACGACUGGAUCCGACACCCAGACCAAAUGCAGGGACGUGCUUGUAUUCGGCCAGAAAUAUUUUAAACCAAAACCUUUGGGCCCAAUGGUGUUAGUAACCGACAAUUCCUUUGACACACAUUUGAAAGUUUAUAAAGUUGAAUGGACCUCAAAGUGGAUUGGGGCAAAGAGGAUUUAUCAUAUCUUGAGAUGCAGAUUUAUGAUCGUACUUUUCUCACAAAAGUUUAUUCAGCGCCGUCUGUUUCUCUAAAUGAACUUCAAUCAAACUCAAAACCUUCGGAAAAAGAAGUCAGACUUGAAUACACCAACAGUGCUGUGUUUAAAACUUUCGCUAGAGCAUUGGGUAUUAUGGAGGACCUAAAAUCUGGUGUUCCACGAACUGCAUACCAUGGUAUAGUUAGUAUAAUGUAUUCAAAUAGGAGGGUUUAUAUUGCCCCUGUUCAAGGGUGGACUGGUUACGACCGCUCAGCUAGUUAGUGGAAAGUUUUGGGUUAAAUUUUUGUGCAAUAUAUUUAUGCAUAAAUAUGAACAAAUUUCAGGUGUUAUAUUUGCUGAUGUUUAUAUAAAUUUUCAUUAAUUAUCCAUGCUGUUGAAAACUACUGCUUUCAGUUUUGUUUAUUAAAAACAUUGAUAAAAAUAUAGUUUGAUUUAGCAUUCAAUAUCUGGGCUCUAAUUUUACAUAACAUGUCGUGUAACCUCUUCUAUAAUCUAGUCUUCUUCAGCAUUGAUAAUCAACAUAGUUUGAAACAUCCGCUCAACAUGAGUUUAUUAUCCUGACACAAGUUAUAUAUUUACUUUGUAUUGUAUGUUCUUUUUAUCAAUUGGUGACUUACAUAUUCUACCUAUAUUUAAAUAUGGACUGUUCCCAAUACAUCGUUUUUUAUUUUGCUUUGUUCAUUUCUACUAUUCGUUAUUAUCUGUAAAUGCCUUUAAACAUCUUAUAUUGCA